AUGGGAUCACACUUAUCAUCUGCAGGUCGUAAAUCAGUAGUCUCUAAUACACAUACACAGAGAGAUGAAAUGAAUACACGUCAGUCUCAGAAACAUGUAAACUAUAAUGAAGCAACAAAUACAAAUGCUAGGGAUCAUGGUCAUACAGACCGUCUAAAAACUUUAUUUCAUGAUAAUCGGACUCUUAAAACAUUAUCUGAACAGAAAGUUAAUGAGUGGUUAUUAAAAAACAAGCAAUAUUACGGUGCUCUCCCAAAGGAUAUGAUAGAAAUCCCUGAACAUAUAUGCAGUUUACCAGAUAACCAAGUCUCCACUUGGGUUCAUGAUGGUUCAAGCAAUGCAAAAAGUGAUACAAGUCCAUCUAAAAAGGAGUCACAAAAACACCGACAAGGGUCAUUUGAUGGUAUAGGUGCAAAAGGUAAUCAUGAUAAAAUGAAUCACUACUGCUACAAAAACUCAGAUUAUAAGUCUAUACGAAAUGUUUGUAUACCGAUUCAGUCUAAAAAUGAUAGUUAUGCACAUUACCGUUAUCAGUGUUUUUUUCAUCAUCAGUGUCAACCCCAAACUUUACGUAUGUCAUCUGUUAAGUGUACUAAAGAUUAUAGAAAGCAUUCACAACACGGUAAUGAUGUAUUUCAUAGAAACGAAAUGAAUUCGAUAACACCAGAAAAUUCACGCAGUGAUAAAGCAGACCGCAGAGAUUUGGAUACCUUACCAAGUUGUAAUAAAAAGAUCAAGAAAAUUCCACAUAAUCGACGUGAUUCACACUCAGUUGUACCAUCAAAGUCAAGUACUUUCAACCGCAAAAUGAAUGAUAACUGGUAUCUGAAUAAAGUUUGUUUGAAUCAGCGUAGAACUCUAUCAAAUACACUUCAGAAUAAUGCACUUUAUAGCAUAAAACAAUCAUCAACUAAUAUUUCAUUAAGUAAUUUGUCAUCCUUUAAAACACUGCAAAAUAAAUUUGAAACCAAACUUCAUCAACAUGAGCUACAAAAUUUAAAAUCAUUACGUGAAUCCAAUAACCCUCCAAUAUUUAAUAAGUCAAGGUUCUUAAAGCCUUUGGGUUCAUUAAAUUCUAUUCAACGAACAAUGUGUAAACAAACUGAACCGGUGAAUGAGAUGUACAAUUUUUUUAAGUCACAGAAACCAAUAAAAGGCUUACAGAAAUUUGCAUCGAUAUGGAUGAAUUCACCCGAGAAGUAUUUGAAUAAACGGUCGAGUUACCUGGGAUAG
This is a messenger RNA of Trichobilharzia szidati, 1233 nucleotides long. Lineage: Eukaryota; Metazoa; Platyhelminthes; Trematoda; Strigeidida; Schistosomatidae. The record is from the annotation of a GenBank genome assembly.